Molecule: messenger RNA, 730 nt
Organism: Rhinopithecus roxellana (golden snub-nosed monkey)
Lineage: Eukaryota; Metazoa; Chordata; Mammalia; Primates; Cercopithecidae
Gene: IFITM5
Product: interferon induced transmembrane protein 5
Exons: 2
Coding region: 31-429 (132 amino acids)
Biological process (GO): bone mineralization; bone morphogenesis
Cellular component (GO): plasma membrane
Source: RefSeq, a predicted model, not a curated record
CUAAGUGUGGAAGAGACGGCGCUGGAACCCAUGGACACCGCGUAUCCCCGCGAGGACCCCCGGGCCCCCACGCCCAGCAAGGCCGGUGCCCACACAGCCCUCACACUGGGGGCCCCGCACCCCCCACCUCGAGACCACCUGAUCUGGUCAGUGUUCAGCACCCUCUAUCUGAACCUGUGCUGCCUUGGUUUCCUGGCGCUGGCCUACUCCAUCAAGGCCCGAGAUCAGAAGGUGGUUGGUGACCUGGAAGCGGCCCGGCGUUUUGGCUCCAAGGCCAAGUGCUACAACAUCCUGGCCGCAAUGUGGACGCUGGUGCCGCCCCUGCUGCUCCUGGGGCUGGUGGUGACUGGUGCCCUGCACCUGGCCCGGCUGGCCAAGGACUCUGCCGCCUUCUUCAGCACCAAAUUUGACGAUGGGGACUAUGACUGACAGGCUGGGUCCUGAUCUGGGGCCCCCAGCCCCAGGACACUGACCCCAGGCUGCUGCCCCGGGGCUCAAUACUGACUCCCCGGAGCCUGGCCCUCCUUCUGUGGGGCCUCCAUCCCUGCCCCAUCCUGAGCCUGGGGCCCUCCAGCCCCAACAUGGGCACCUAACGCUGACCCAGUCAGACCCCAGGGUCCUCACCCUAACCUGAGGGUUCCCGGGCCCUAACUCUGCCCCCAGCCCUGCCCCUCCCUCCUCACACUCCAGGCCCCUCGGUUCCACGAUUAAAAGUGCCUGGUUCCAGAAA